This is a messenger RNA of Drosophila elegans, 2102 nucleotides long. RefSeq names its product microtubule-associated protein Jupiter (gene Jupiter). Gene Ontology annotation, cellular component: nucleus. The record is from RefSeq and is a predicted model, not a curated record. Bases 241 to 1305 code for a protein of 354 amino acids. Lineage: Eukaryota; Metazoa; Arthropoda; Insecta; Diptera; Drosophilidae. The transcript is spliced from 8 exons.
UUUCCCACUGCACUUUAGUCGCCAGACAUUUAUCGAAACGUGCACAUCACCAGCGGGCGCCCACCCACAGAAUAAUACACAUAUAUAUAUUGUUAUAGCCAAUAUAUCCUUCGAACCGAAAAAUACUCGCGAGUGCAAAUCAAAGUUUUCUAGCUUUUCUUUAUUUUUCUAGUGUGAAAAGUAAAGCAAUUGCAUCCAUUUAACAGAGAGAUUAUCCUUUCGCAAACAAACAAAACAGAAAUGGCCGCCUACGCUGCUUUCAAACACGUUGAGCUUUACAAUGUUGGCAAAGCCAAAAAGAGGGUGCUGAGGCCUCCGGGCGGCGGAUCGAGCGACAUCUUUGGAUCGGAGAUGCCCCAGACUCCCAGGAACGUGAAGAAUCGCAUGGUGUCCAACAUAUUCGCUGCCGAGAAAGAUAAUGGAGUGAAAAACAACGUACGACAAGGAGCUCACAGAUUCUAUUUCAUUGGUGAUGCACCACGUCGCGGCCAGAAGACCGUCGACUCCCACUCUCGGCUGUUUGGGGAACCCUCCCGCCCGAUCACGCCCGGCAAGAACCACAUGAAGAGCAGCAUUCCCUUUGGCGGACAGAACUCAGAGGCAGCCGCCGCCCAGAAGCUGUUGACCACCAAUGGCCACUACAACGGCAAGAGCGGAUCGGUGUCCUCUGCCUCGUCUUCGGUGUCGUCCUCGACCGAGAACCUCAAGAUGAACAACGGCUCGAGAUCAGUCUUCCGCAAUAUGAGCACAGCAAGUCCAGAUAUCAAAAAAACGAUUCCACUCGAACGUGAUCCCUUGUGUAGCGCAACCCCCAUGCCCAGCGCCCAACCAAUUCCGAAGACAGACGCCCUAUCCAACGAUAAACCGUGCCGAGAUAGCGAAAUAGGAGACGUGCCAGCAGAUAACUUAACCUUUACAGAAUCCGAUAAAGUAGACGAACGCACUCAAACGUGCCGCGACUCUGGAGAUAAUACCAAUCAGUCGUAUUCGCUGGGCAAUAUGGCGGGCGUGCCGGAUUUGACGGAGCCUCUGGGACUCUGUCCAAGUGAUGACAAGGAAGAAGAGCAGGAGUGCUCCAAGCUCGAUUCCCGCAAUCCGAUCACGGGUCUUGGUCUUAACGGAGAUGGUGUUGGCGGUCUCAAGCCGAGGAAAACCAAGAUCCGAGAGGGAAAUCCUGUCACAGGCGAGGGCUACAAGGCAGGAGGCAACGACUUCCACCAGCGCCAGGAGUCUUCGAAUGGCGGCACUCCGGUGAUCAACAAGAACCGUGUCCCACCAGGCGGCUACUCGUCGGGACUCUGGUAAUGACGACUGGAAUUGCUCAGAUCCCAGCACAAGCAAUGUAGGGCCGUUGGCGGGACGAAACACCAUACAAGAAAGCAACAAAAGCAAAAAAUCAUACUACCCAUAUAAUAUUACGCAUACCCUACCCCCAAAUACAAGAAAAACAGCUCAGAAAUCCAUCCGAAUGGCGGCAGAUUAGCAGAGAGAUGGCCAACGAAUAUUUAAGCGAGAGAAUAACAAUUGCUCAACGAUCUGAAGAUGCAGAAAAGGAGCAUCGAUGCUGUACACCCAAACACCCAAACGAGAAUUAAUCAACCACAUUUAAGCGGCCGACGCACUUUACCUAUCACUACCAACCACCAAACCAUCACCACCCCAUUGCAAAUCUGUAAUUUAAAUUCCUUAGUUCGUGUAAUUCCAUGUAACGCGUGUAGCCCCCACAAGAUACGCCCACGUUGAAGCAUCCGAUCCCCGCCCCGCAGCACCUGCGUGUUAUAUGAUAUUCCGGUUAGGUAGGACACCUACUCUUCGUUGCUGCGAUGCGAACGGAGGCGGCCGGAUGGGAUCCUUCAAUCACCUUUGGACUUUCGAUUUAAUUCUAGUUGCAUACUACACGCCACAUCUAUAUUUAUAUUUAUACCAACCGCAUUCACACGAACACUCACAUAAACACAUACAUAAUAUACAAUGUAUUACAUUACAUUAAACAUGUAAUUUAAACGGUACGCCUGUACGUACUAAUGUGCACGUACUAAUUAAGUGUAAAAAUACAAAAUUCAAGCGCGAAUCUUUGUUCAAUAAAAACCUUUCGUACAUAA